This is a messenger RNA of Saprolegnia parasitica CBS 223.65, 2468 nucleotides long. RefSeq lists its product as hypothetical. The coding region runs from base 60 to 2468 and encodes 802 amino acids. NCBI's taxonomy places the organism in Eukaryota, Oomycota, Saprolegniomycetes, Saprolegniales, Saprolegniaceae. The record is from RefSeq and is a predicted model, not a curated record. The transcript is spliced from 4 exons.
CUGUGGUCACGGGGCCAUGGUGAAUUCCGAAAAAUCCGCUCGACGGCGCCGCCUCCGCCAUGGACGACUCGGACGACGAGACCGGGGCGGCCUACUUCCUCCCCGGUGGCAUCGCCGACGAUGGCCCCCCUCGCCGCGUCGUCGACAAGACGCCUGCACCUUCCUUCCGUGCCCGUCCGACCUCGACCUUUGGCAACAUCCAGCCCAUGCGUCCGCAAAACCUGCACGCAGGCUACCGCAUGCCCGAGCCAUCCAACUCGCUGCUCUCGGGCCUUGGCGGCGAGGCCAUGCCUGUACAGAACCGCGAGCGUGGUAUACCCUUCAGCGGCUUUGGCUACGGCGGUAGUGGGCCCAUUGGUAUGGGCUCGAUCGGUGUCAUUGGCUCGGCGUCGACGCAAUCGCCAUCGUUCGGGCGCCCAAGCGGUCCAUCGUACUUGAGCCAUGCGCCUAGCGCGAUUGCCUCGCAUGUAGCGAGUCCCGCACCCCUCCGCGCACCACCGGGACUUGCCGGCCCUGUCCAAGCGGCGCCUACCCUCAAGCGACACCGAUCCGACACGCAGCCUUUCGGCGGUUUCAUGUCGCACAUGCGGAGCCCGACCGCCGUGCCAUCGCCGCUGCACUCGACGCCGCCGGUGGCCAUGUAUCGCAGCGACAGCAACACGUCCAACUCGGAUCUGGCCGAGCUCAACACGACGUCGGUGGUCGUGUCACACUCGGAGGCGACGGUAGAUCCCAAGAACGUAUCGGCGUCUCCGCAGCGCUUUGGGCCUAGUCGCGUCCGUUCGGAAGGUCGCGCCCACGACGAGCCCCUCGAGACGACUCUUGUCAAGAAGCCAACUGCCCGUGCGGCUGAGCGCAAGCAGCUUCCCAAGGACAGCGUGCCAUCGUCGCCGCGCGCGACCGUCGACUCGCCAUCGUCAGCGUCGUCCAAUUCCUCCAAGGAAUCGAUCUCGCCGCUGCCGCAGCAUCCUAGUCGCCCGUCAGCGCUGCCCGCCGCACCGACACCGCGUGCAAAGCAGCAGCGCUCGCCGCUUCGCAAGGUCCCGACCCAGGAAGCCGCCACCAAGACCACCAAGCCCGAACGCCCAGUGACGCGUCAGCCGCCGCGCAUCGUGACUGAACCGCGUCCGACGAUCGCAACGCCCGAGCCUGCGCGGGCCAGCACAACGCGUCGCCCCACGCAGCGGGAAAAGGUGGUCAAGGAAACAAAGCCCUUCGCGGUGCCGUCGACGCCGCCACGGGCCAAGCCAACGACACGAGACGCCAUGAGCCCCCAAGCGCGGCAGGAAAAAAGCCCACCGAGGCACCGCAGACGCCGGUUCGAGCGACCAAUCCGGCGCCGAGCACCCCAAAGCGUGCACCCGACGCCGGUCAAGGUCAUCGAGCCUCAAGUCGAGGAGGAUGCGGCGAGCGAGACGGCGACACCGGACGAAGCCGUCGUGCCCGCCGACGAGAGCAACGAAGAGAGCUGCGAGGACGAAAGCCAAGUGCCGUCGACCGACGACGACGUCGACACCCGCGCGCGCACCGUCUCGGAAGACAUGAACGCGAGCAAACUGACGCCCGAGGCCGAAGAAGAGUCCAAGUCGGCCAAAGCCCGCGCCAAGGAGCAAGCCAAGCGGGCCGAGAAACUGCGCAAAGAGCAGUCUCGCAAGGAGCGCAAGCAGUUGCAGCAAGCGAAGAAGCGCGACGUCGACGAGCCGGCGGUCGUAGCGCCACCAGACGACUUGGCCGACUAUGCGCUUGCGCCGUCGGUCUCCGUAUACCUCCGGGGCUUCGUUGUCACAUACCUUCGCUGGCUCGCGGCGGUCGUGCUCCAUCUGCAAGCGGUCGCGUCCGUGGGCCUCAGCGUGUGCAUGCUCUUGGGCCUCCACGUAGCGUCGUACGCGCUGUCGUUCCACCGGCUCGCGCUGCGCGGUCUCCUUGUGAACCGCAACAUUGGCUCGUGCUUUGCCUUCCUGUACCUCUUCCCGCUCCUCGUCCAGUAUGUGAUUCCGUGGGCGCCGCCGUGGGCGCCUGUCUGUCUCUGGUACGCGUUCCUCGUGCAGCUCUUCUGCACCCAAGGCUCGACGGCCAUGGUCGCGACGUUCCGCAUCCUCUUGCCGCUCGUCUUCUUGGUCGAAGGCGUCUCGCACCACAGCUUUCUCCUCGACCUCAACGGCGCCGAACUGCUCCUCAUCUCGUUCAUCCUCUCGGCGCUCAAGACGGGCAACAUGUGCAGCCCCGUCUUCUUCCUAUCGCUCUCCGUGCAGUCUUUCUCGGGUCGGCCAGUGGGCCAGCUCGCGAUCGCGCUCUACUCUCUCAACGCCAUGUCGUCCUUGCACCAAGACUGGUCGCUUCUCGAAGGCGGCGAAGAGAGCGGCCACCGCCACUUUAUUGGCGAGUACCACCAGCCGGCGACAGGGCCGCUCGGUGCGUCGAUCCAAAAACCAAGCGGCUCGACCGGCGGUCGUUGGCAAGCGUCGUGA